AGAUUCUUUCAGCUACUUUUCAUUAUGAUUAAUUGCUUUACCUACUUUAUUCCCCCUCUCUGGCCUUUUUAUUAGUCCAGCAUCCUUCUCUUUGGGCUAUAGCCAUUUCAGCUCUUCCCUUGUGUUCAUGCACGAUGAUCUUAACUGAGCUGAAUGCAAAGCCACUUUUCAUUUGGAUCUAUAUUAUAUGUCUUCUUUUCCUUGGUCAUUACUGUUCUUCCCAGAAGACUUGUCCAAGCUGUGGUUCGAUGGAGGUUCCAUAUCCCCUAAGUACACAGCCCCACUGCGGUGAUCCAGGCUAUUCUAUUAGGUGUGAUUCCCAGUCUCAGAAACUUUACUUUGAUGCCUUGAAUGGAAGUUCUUACCUUGUUACCAGAAUCAUGGCUUCAUUUCACCGCAUGGUUGUUCAACCAUCACCAUGGCUGCCUGGCAAAUGUGUGACUCAAGACAUGCCUGUGAGUGAGGGCCUCUGGUUAAGUCAAACACACCCUUUUAACGUUACUUCCUCAAACACUAUCUUUCUCUUCAACUGUUCACCCCGCCUUUUAGUCUCUCCUCUUAAUUGCACCCCUACUAGUCUUUGUCACCGUUAUUUGGAGAGCUCUGGACAUGUUGAAGCAAAACGAGCACUGCAGUGUGCAAGUGGACUUGAUCCAUGCUGCACCUUCAUUGCGGGUGGGUUGCCUUCAGCAUACAAAAUAAGGCUUCACAGUUCAGGUUGUAAAGCUUUCAGAAGCAUCCUUCAUUUGGAUCCAGAAAAGCCUGCAAAUGAAUGGGAAGAGGGGUUGGAAAUUCAAUGGGUUCCUCCACCUGAACCUGUCUGUCAAAGCCAAUCUGAUUGCUCUGGUGCUUCUAAGUGUUCACCUGCUGGUGCAAACGGCCUUUCUCGCUGUCUUUGCAAUAAGGGCUACAACUGGGACCCUGUUCUCGGAACUUGCUUGGGAAAGAAGAAAAACACUAGAGCUAGCGUCAGCUUAAAAGUCUCCAUAGGAGUAACCUCCAUUUUCACACUAGCUCUGGCAACUGCUGCAAUUACUCUCAGAAAAACAUGGAAAAAUUCUAACCAGGCAAAGCUCAUGAAGGCAAGAGAAGACAUGUUGAAAUCAAGCAAUGGUGGAAAACCAGCUAAGAUGUUUCGCUUGAAAGAGGUGAAAAAAGCAACAAACGGUUUUUCUAGAGACAGGUUUCUAGGGAGUGGAGGCUUUGGGGAGGUCUACAAAGGUAAGCUUCAAGAUGGAGCUGUUGUGGCAGUUAAGUCAGCUAAAGUUGGGAACAUCAAAAGCACCCAGCAAGUUCUCAAUGAAGUUGGGAUUCUUUCUCAAGUAAACCACAAGAACUUGGUUAGACUCCUAGGUUGUUGCGUGGAAGCCGAACAACCAUUGAUGAUCUAUGAGUAUAUUUCAAAUGGGACCCUACAUGAUCAUUUACAUGGAAAGUACUCCACUUUUCUAGACUGGAAAACAAGGUUGAAAAUCGCUUUACAAACUGCUGAAGCGUUGGCCUAUCUACAUUCUGCUGCAUACACCCCCAUUUACCAUAGGGAUGUCAAGUCAACAAACAUACUUUUAGAUGAUGACUUCAACGCAAAAGUUUCAGAUUUCGGGCUCUCUAGAUUGGCUAUCCCAGGCCUGAGCCAUGUCUCAACCUGUGCUCAAGGAACCCUUGGGUACAUGGAUCCUGAGUACUAUCGCAACUACCAGUUGACUGAUAAAAGUGAUGUUUAUAGUUAUGGAGUGGUGGUGCUAGAGUUACUGACUUCCCAAAGGGCCAUUGACUUCUCAAGAGAUCAUGAAGAUGUCAAUCUAGCCAUUUAUGUUAACCAACGGGCCAGCGAUGGUGCAAUCAUGGAAGUUGUGGAUCAGCGGCUACCUGGCAAGGAGCCCUCAGUUAACAUGCUAAAGAGUUUUAAUCUGUUCUCGGACCUUGCAUUUGCCUGUCUGAGAGAGAAGAAGGCGGAUAGACCUGGCAUGAAGGAUGUUGUCCAAGAAAUCCAAUGCAUAAUUCAAAUUAUAGAUCAGGAAAAUGUUGCCGAAGAGGUUAGCGUUGAGAUUAUAUGAAUGAACCUGUUACUUUUUUGAGUGUUGGACUUCUAAUAUAUGUUAUCAAUCCAUGUCUAUAAUUUCUGAAUAUUCAUGUCACAAAGGAAAAGGUUAGUUUUUGACCAAUGGACAACAUGAUGCUAAGGAGGACAUUGGUUUUGAGUAUUGCACACAAAGCAAAAGUGGAUUCCAUGGAUAGUUUUGAGUGGAUGGAAAGACAUAAAGGAAAGGCCGGGAUCUGAUUCUGGCUUUUCUGUAGAAAGUAUUAAAUGAUCCAAAGGAAUAGACAUAGGAUAUUGGCAGCAGGAA
Messenger RNA from Durio zibethinus, 2348 nucleotides. NCBI's taxonomy places the organism in Eukaryota, Viridiplantae, Streptophyta, Magnoliopsida, Malvales, Malvaceae. The record is from RefSeq and is a predicted model, not a curated record.